This is a messenger RNA of Bufo bufo (common toad), 1225 nucleotides long. It is a transcript of the gene RAB4A, whose product is annotated as RAB4A, member RAS oncogene family. Gene Ontology annotation, biological process: Rab protein signal transduction; regulation of endocytosis. Lineage: Eukaryota; Metazoa; Chordata; Amphibia; Anura; Bufonidae. The transcript has 8 exons. The record is from RefSeq and is a predicted model, not a curated record. The coding region runs from base 159 to 815 and encodes 218 amino acids. Gene Ontology annotation, molecular function: GTP binding; GTPase activity. Gene Ontology annotation, cellular component: endosome.
GAUGGGAAGGAGGCGGAAUAAUGCGAGAACUAGUGUGUGAACCGCGCAGGUCUAUGACACACUGAUCUCCCCUGACAUUCCCGGCCUGGCCAACCAGGCGCUGACACCACCGGCGCCGCACUGAACGGCCGACAAAGAACCCGACUGGUGAUUCCAACAUGUCGCAGACAGCCAUGUCAGAAACGUACGAUUUUCUUUUCAAGUUCCUGGUUAUUGGAAAUGCUGGUACUGGGAAAUCCUGCCUGCUACACCAAUUUAUCGAGAAGAAAUUUAAAGAAGAUUCCAAUCACACAAUAGGAGUAGAAUUUGGUUCAAAGAUUAUAAAUGUUGGUGGUAAAUAUGUGAAAUUACAGAUCUGGGAUACAGCAGGACAAGAGCGAUUUAGGUCUGUUACUCGGAGCUAUUACAGAGGAGCUGCUGGUGCUUUACUUGUUUAUGACAUAACAAGUCGAGAAACUUACAAUGCCCUUACCAACUGGCUAACAGAUGCUCGAAUGCUGGCUAGUCAAAACAUUGUAAUAAUCCUUUGUGGGAACAAAAAAGACUUAGAUGUCGACCGUGAAGUUACAUUUUUGGAAGCGUCUCGAUUUGCACAAGAAAAUGAACUGAUGUUUUUGGAGACUAGUGCGCUUACAGGAGAAAACGUGGAGGAAGCGUUUGUACAGUGUGCUAGAAAUAUACUAAACAAGAUUGAAUCAGGUGAACUUGAUCCUGAAAGGAUGGGGUCAGGCAUUCAAUAUGGGGAUGCUGCUUUGCGACAGCUUAGAUCACCGCGUCGCGCACAAGCCCAAAGUGCUCAGGAAUGUGGCUGUUAGAAUUUGUUCUUAAAGAUGCAAGGUGUAUAUACGAAUUUAGGACUAUUUCUGCAAUUCUCCCUACUACUUGUUCUGUAGAACAAGAAAGGACUUGUUGAGAAACGGCACAAGUGAAGCAAGUAGUGUGGUGAACACUAAUGGACAGCUGACUGCAAACAAUCCAUAAAUGUCUGAAAUAAUUUACUGGAUAAUACUGAUUCCUUUAUGUACUGUAUCUAUACAUUUUUGUAUUGUAUAUUGCUCUGUCUGCGCCUAACUUGUAAUUUGUAACCAACCUUAAUCCUUAGAGGUUCUUUUUAUGAGCAUGGCCUGUAAGAUAUUUUUUUCUUUCCUUCGUUCGUAAUCCGUAUAAGAGCACAGAAGGGCAGAUUUACAAAGCUAAAUUUGUCACAAUUGUGCCUCAAUUUGCA